Molecule: messenger RNA, 8019 nt
Organism: Hippocampus zosterae (dwarf seahorse)
Lineage: Eukaryota; Metazoa; Chordata; Actinopteri; Syngnathiformes; Syngnathidae
Gene: trim66
Product: tripartite motif containing 66
Exons: 17
Coding region: 2478-6143 (1221 amino acids)
Molecular function (GO): zinc ion binding; protein binding
Source: RefSeq, a predicted model, not a curated record
GAUUUAAAGCUCCCAAAUUUGGCCGGGCCAAAGAGCGACAUCCGCUGGCGGUGACCGACACUCAGUGACGCUACCUGGGAGCAAGGUCCGAAAACACAAACUAACAAACAAGUCUGCUUACCAAGAAACGUACAUAGAACAAGUUUUUGCGAGGCUGACAUUGAAGCUGUGACACUCAGGGAGGAGGAAGGAAGAAAGUGUCGGCGGAUUUGGAGCAGCGCAGACGGAAUUGACGCACACCUGGUAAUAUGUUUACUUCAGGCUGCACCUAAACUAGCACAUUAGGACUAAGCCGAAUAUUAUUUUGUCAACAUUUAGUGAUUAACUUUGUGUCUGUGUGUGGCGUUGUCUUCGGUGCUUGUGUGCUUUGUUUUGUCUUGUUUUUUACUGCGCCACGCUGCCAUGAUAGAUAGGUGCGUCAUCUCCCAAAAUGUGCUCCGAUGCUGAAGCUGCUGGCGCUGGAUGCGGGGGGGGGGGGGGGGGGGGACUCGUUUGUCAUUGAUUGACAGGCUUGUUGUUGCAUUCGUCUCCAGACGUGCUCACGUGGAAAAUUGCCAUGACGAUAAGACGAGAUCAUACAUAAUCAGGAUUAAAUUAAUUAAAUAUAGUUAAAAUACUAAAUGCUGCAAAUCAAGGAAUCUAUUGCAAUGUCCUCAAAUGUGUGUGUAAAACUGCUUUCGAAAAUAUCGCCUGAAGUGGAAGGUUGGACAAGUGCAUUCCAUAAUUUGAGGGCAAAGCAAGUUUUUAAUCUUGUGAAAGGGAUAUUUCGUAAAAGGCACCCAAAACACAAAUUGUGAGUGCUUUUCAGAGAGUUAUUCCAAUUUUGUGCAGUGGAAGCUAACAGGAGACAGCUCUGUGUCCUUUUUGUUCUAGUGUGCCCAUAUUAAAAGCCGAGUGAAUAACGAGCGACUAAUUGUGUUUUCAAAUUAGGUCCAUGGGUACACCGCGGGGAACAGGAUUGCUCUGAACUCCCCAUUGAAGCACCCAAGGAUGUGAAAUUUGCCACAUUUGUAGGUCAGGCUGCUGCAGAGGUUGUUGUCAGGCAGACUCGUAACACCUUCAGAGAGCUUCAAUUAUUUUCCUCUUUUCCAGUACUCAAGCAAUAUGUCUAAAUUAGUUCCCGACCGAUAGUUGUAGGCCGAUGUUGAUUCCGAUACUUGGCCGGAAAAAAAAAUUCCGCUGGUUUAUUACACUGGUCAAAAGCAAAUUUUAAUCAGAAACGGCGUUCUGUGUCUCUAAAUGUAUUCUGGAAGCUGUUUUCAAAAAUGUAUUUUAUUUUUGUCUUGCACAUCAGCUUUUAUGAGAUCUUGCCAUUUUUGGUUUUAAAGUUUGACCUAUAAAAGAGCAUGAACUUCUGAAUUUAGAUUUACAUUCUGGUCAUAAACGUAUGCAGCACAUAAGCAUCAUGAGGAGUUAGGAGUUAUUGCUGAAACAAUGCAUAAUGCAUUCUAACGGCGAAUCACAUUGCUCUUAUUCCAUUAUUUUAUUUGUCAUGAAGUGAUGAUUUCAAAUUGAAAACCGCAGACACCUUUCCCACAUGUCAUCUUUGACAGCAUGAAUAUGAACAUUCUUAUCAUAACUAUACUUUGCGUGUUAAUGGGCAUAUGAGGAUGGAGAAAAAUGUCAUGCAUACAGAAAAACAUUGUGUCAGCCAUGUUUCUCCUUUCCUUCAUGCCCGUACCGACUGAACAGUAUUUCCCGUUUCAUGAGACAGUAAUAUUACAUGGCGUUUAAUCGUAAAACUCACAAAAAAGGCCUACUGUCGGCUGACAUAAAUGACCGACCGAUUAAUUGGUGCAGCUGCGGUCUAAAUUGGGUCUUCAUCUUAGUAAGUCUGAGAGAAUCUUAAUUGAUUUCAUAAUUUUAGCAAGGGUUGCAAGAGUGUAACCCCGUCCCAUCUGGAGCUUAUCAGAGGCUGACCUGCUUUGGAUGAGCCACGUUAGCUCCUGUGGGCCCACAUGCUGAUGCAGGGCUGCAGAAGAAGGCCACAGCUGCCUCACUCUUGUCCUAAACAUUCUUCGUUUUAGUGGACCUGCCAACCUGCUGGCAAGCAAAUAUUCCUCCUCCUCCUCCUUCACUUGUUCCUCUUUCCUCCAUUCUAUGAAAAGAGCUUCCGGGGAUAUUUUGCCCUAUUAAAAAAAUAAUAAUAAUCUCAUUUCACUAAUUCCCAAUUAUUAUGCACAGGCAUAUUUAAAAAAAAAGAGAUUCUCCCAAUUUGCGCGGUGCAAGCAAGGGAUGAAUUUGAAUGUGACACCCGCUCUCUCUCUCCUCCGCUCCACCGGGCCGAUGGGGGGGAGGAACCUUCACUCGGAUGAAGUGACGAGGGAGAGCGCGCCGUGAGGCUGUCAUGUAAGCGGUCUCCGCUGGGGCACAGCGCUUCUGCCUCAGGUAGAAGUGUUCUUAGUGUUCCCGCUGCCGAGGCGCCAGGCGACACGCUGCUCUCUGCAAAGGUGACGCCGCUCUGCCAAGCCACAGAAAUGGAGAAGAUUUGCUCAGAGUGCUCGGAGAUGACACUUGCACAGAGCUUGUGCACGCUGUGCAACAAGUGGUUGUGUUGCCAGUGCACGGAUGUGCAUCAGCAUCAGAAAGCCGCAGCGUCAUCUCUGUACGCGGACCUGCACGACCAGCACAGGCCUGAACUGCCCCAGAAAGGCUCUGGCUCCCUUCCGACAACUGGACAAGGUACAGGGUCGUAUCCUUGUUCCAUCCUCAUGUGCCACUCUCAUGGACAGCAGCCCCUGGAGCUGCUUUGUGAGUCAUGUGACCUCCUGUGCUGCAGCACCUGUCACCUGUCCUCCCAUAAAACCCACAGGGUGGUGCAGAUUGGGAAGGCUCUUCAGGAUCAGCGGUGGCUCUUUGAAAGCCUGAUGGUACAGGUGGAAGAGAGGAGGUCUGCAGUGGAGAACAAUGCAAAGCAGAUAGAGGACAGAGUUCAUGGAGUCAAGAUUGCACACAGGAAGGCUGAGAACCAGAUUAAGAUGGCAAAGAUGAUUAUGAUGAACGAGCUUAACAAACGAGCUAACCUAUUAAUAGAGCAACUGGAGAAAAUUUCAGAGGACUUGCAGCAGCCUCUGGAGGACCAGCUGCAGGGGGCGAUAGAGACAUGUGCCCAAUUAGACCAUGUGCAAAAGUUCAUCAGUUGGGCAACCACCCACCAUCGCCGGGGCCCGGUGCUCUUCAGCAGGAGACUGAUUUCUCUGCAAAUCCAAGAAUUGCUUGAUUCAUCACUGCAAUCUGAAGCUUGGAGUCCUGUGAAAAUCAAGUUCAAUUGGGACGCCAGCUACUGGACCAAACAGAUGUCCUCCUUAGGCCAGCUGACUGUGGAAGGUGGAAACUGCCCCUACCCUCAAGGCUUGGCCUGCUCCACCGUUCCAAGGACCCAGCCUAUCACAUGCUUGGCCCUGACGCCUGUUUACCACAGAGGACGUGAGCCGGCCUGUGGCUAUCAGAUGUGCUAUGAGCCCCAGGCGUGUUGCAUCCAUGGCCUCCCUUCUCAGUCAGAGCUGGACAAGAGCCAGCUGGGAGGUCCGCUCUACAAUUCCAGCUAUGUUCCAACUGGCCCUGGGUGCCAGGUGCAGAGCCAGCAGUUGCUGAAGUGCUGGCACCCAAGUGACUCCUCUGCCUUGCAAACAUAUUCCCAAUGCCCUUCGACUCCAUCCCAUGCCCCAGUCAUGGGACCGAUCGAGACCAAUUGCAGUCGUGGACCUGCAUCGCAACCUCAAGCAAGCACGCCCGAGUCCCAGUCGCUUCCUGAAUCACAUCUCCAUCAUCAUCACCAGAGAGGUCCACUUCCAGUCAGCAAGUGUCAACAGAGUGAGAAACAACCUCAUUCACGCCCGAGCCGUGUCCCGUGCCAGGAGAUGUUGCAGAACAGCGCAAGUCUGCAGGAGGUGCAAGACAUUGUGGCCGAGGAAAGCCAGGACGAGCGAUGCAGAGUGGAGGAGAGUCAUGACCCAACAGUUGUGGCAGAACUUGAGGAGGAACAGCCCGGCAGAAGUGCAAAGAGUCCUGUCCAACAACAGUUUCAGGUUUAUCCUCCAGCAGAAGUGAGGAAAGAGCAGCAGAGAAUCAUUCCUGCGCCGAUGCUACGAGGUCAAACGGCUGGCCGGAGAUCCACGUCCCUGGAGGUUUCCGUGACAGCCAACAAUUGUGGCUCCGAUGCACAGCACUGUCAACUCCACCCAAGCUCGGCGUGCACAAACGGGAAGAGAUGUUCUCAGAGUACCCCUGUAGAGCUUGCGGCUCCAUCUGUCAGCUCUUAUUCUGAAAGGCCAACGGGAUCUCCUCACCGCUCGGAUGAGCGAACUGCAAAUAUGGUAACAAGCAAGUAUGCCAGUGCGGACUCCAGGCAGAGAAGAGCUUCAGAUGGCGUUCUUUGCAUUGUCAAGGAAACCUCAGCCGACGUCAUCCUCAGCAGAAGUGGGCGGUCUCCAUUGUUCUCCUACAAAUCGGAGCCAGAUCCUUCAUACUUAAAUGAUGACGUGCGUCAUGAUGCAAAGGAAAAGUACAGCGUGUCCAGAAACGGUCAUAACGGGAACAGAGAUUCCCAGGGAGACUCUGGACAAGCCAGAGUUCCAGUGGUUUGCCUCGAACGCCUGAAAGUGCUUAUCUCUCAACUUCCCCCACAUGGACGAAGGCAGAGCGACCCCUUACCCGCAAGCACGACCGAGAAGGCUACUUUGCAGCAGCAAACUUCUCAGGAUGUAACGUACAAGGGCGUGUCCAAAGGCCCCGAUACCUCGAGGACCCGUGCGGUCACAGCAUCACAGUCUCCAGACAUUCGUCAGUGGCUCACAGUUGACAGUGAGUGGGAUACGUGCCCAAGGGCCAGCUUUGCCAAAGCAUCCACCCUGCCACCCGAUGACCGUCACGGAAACAACUCUGAGCUCGACUCCGACUCCGACUCUGAACCCCAGUUAGUCUCAGAAGAGGCUGUUGUCUGUUGUCAAGUCGAACCGCAACUCGAUUCGGACACAUCGCCCGGGUUCUCGUCAGAAACGGAACUGGAAGUUCCAGGCAAGGAGAAUGACGGUCUGCAAAGCUGCAACAGAAAUGACUCAAUGGGGGGCUGCGAUCGAUGCGACACAUUUUCAGAAACGGCUUCGGGAGCAGGAUCUGAGGAUGCGCAAAGCGGACCGGAUGCUGGUGCAGACUCGGGUGCUGCAGAAUCCGAGUCGGACAGCCAACCAGAAGUUAGCAUCCCGUUCCAGGCAGAAACGGAUUCAGACCAUUUGUCUGAUCAGCACGUGGACUCUCAGGAGUCUGUGGAGUCUGAACUUGACAUUGAAUCUGAGCAUGAAACGACAGACGAGCCACAACCCCUGCGCUCUGACCUCGAGGAAGAGUACCCCGUUGGACCUGGUCAGAGGCCACUCCUCAUUGCAAACCCUCGCCUGCCGAGGAGGACGGAAGAAGUUGAGGAGGACAGUGCCCAAAUUGAGAGUGAAGACUUCUGCGGAGUCUGUCUGAUCGGUGGGGACCUUUUAUGCUGUGAUGGUUGUCCAAAAGUUUACCAUUUGUCAUGUCACAUCCCACCUCUGCUAAGCUUCCCGUCAGGUGACUGGCUAUGCAGCUUGUGCAGAGAUGUUGUGCAGCCACAGGUUGAGUAUGACUGUGAAAAUAGAAGAGCAUCCGGGGAGCAUACGUCAGGGCAUGGCCUAUCUGCAUGCGAUCAGAGAAAAUGUGAGCGAUUGACCCUCCUGAUCCUCAAUAAUAUCCUGAGUGCUCCUUUUCACGAGCCUGUCAGUCCACUUGCUCGUCAUUACUACCAGAUCAUCAAGAGGCCUAUCGACUUGUCCGUCAUCCGAGCAAGACUCAACAAGAGGAGCACGCAGCAUUACAACUCCACCGAGCAGUUUGUGGCUGACGUCUAUCUCAUGUUCCACAACUGUGCAAAGUUCAACUAUCCCGAUUCAGAGGUGGCGCAAGCUGGCCGCAACCUCGAGACCUUUUUCACCUCCAAGUUGAAAGAAGUGUUCCCAGGCAGAGUAUUCCCAGUGGCCGAGGCGGACAGUGACAGCGAUGAAUAUGAUGAGGCCGUCCGAGCCACUGAGAGUGGUUUCCCCUGGCCGGAGAGGAGGGAGCAGUGCCACAGGAAGAGGAAGAGGCGACAAUCGCUUAAGUCAAGGAGACAUCACAUGUAACCAGGACUCAAUGAUUUCUGGUCUACUUUGAUAUUUAUUUUUGAAACAGCUGGUGGGAUGUUUGUGUUCUCUUUAAAUAAUGGGAGCGGAAUGACAGUUAUGGAUCAGUUCGAGCUGCUUUGGGUUGGGAUCUGGGUUCAAAUCUUGACUUUUUUUCCCCCCUGCACAGUCCAAAAGUAUGUUUUGUUAGGUUGAGUCUCAAUUGGCUAUAAAAUUGACAAUGAAUGGUUUUGUAUGAGUCAGUCUUGUGAUUGGCUGGUGAUCGGUCCAGGGGGUUUUCCGCCACUCACACAAGCGUAUCUGGGAUUGGCUUCAAGUGGUGAUGAUGGAUUGCUGGAUCUAUCGACAGCCCUCAGAGGGUGCGAAGGCUCAAAUCUUUUCCAGUCGAGAAAUCACUCACUGGCUUUGAGUGUGAUCUUGACGUUUUGUUCCAUUGGAGCAAAAAAAGAAAAAAAAAAUCUGGAUCUUCGGCAAACUUUGCUUCUUUAUAGUUAUGAAGAUCCUAGAGAAGCACAUCCCUCCCCCAAAACUGGAGUUGAUCAUAUUCAACCAAGAACUCAAUUUCAACAUUGAAAUAGACUUCCCAAAAAUGUGCUGUGAGAUAAUUCAUUUUUAUCCUUGGAAGAAUAAGUGUCUAUCAAGAAAAUGAUGAUGAUGAUGAUCACCAAUAUAUCAACAACACGUUUGAAAAGAAUAGCCAGUGGACAAGAAUCCAGGGUUUUAGGGUUGGGUUUUGUAACCUGUUGCAUCAUUCUGACAUCAAAUUUUGCUUGUUAUGAUUCCCCCGCUCUCAGUGCACUAACACUCACUUGUCUAUAUGCACCUCGCCUAAUAUGUCGUACCUUGAGGUUUGCUCUAAUGUACACCGAGGAUGCUGCUGCUGUAUGUUUGGGAAAAUGUGUCCGCCCUAGAGUGAACAGCUUCAUAUUUUGUUCAUUACAGCACUUUAACAUAACGCAUUGUAUUUACUGUGUGGGUCAAUGUACAGUGUACAUGUACUGUAAAAUAACACACAACUUAGUCCUAUUCAGAUUUCAUUGUAGCUGCAAAAAGGAUGACAUACUCAAUGCAUGUAAAUAUUUAAAUCCAGGAGGGAGUCAGUCUGCCUGGCUGAUUGAACUUGUAAUGUAAAUUACACCUUGUGGCAUAUAGAGGCAUACAUAGAGGCAAACAUUCUGCGGACUGUACCUUAUUUCUCCGCUGUAUAUCAGUGUAGGUAGGGUUUUGCUCAAAAUAAUUGCCAGGUGCUUUGACCACUAGAACAAUAAGAUGCCACCGGCUUUCCAUAGUUGAGUAAAUCAAGCCCCAGAUAUAGAGUAAAUGAUCAGUGCCACUGCACAAAGAGUAAUUAGGGCGGGUUUUAAUAGAGUCUGUUUUGAUCGUAUCAUUUUGCCAGAGCUGCAUGAAAUGGUUUAGCCAGUAACCCCAAGUAUCUCAGGCCCAUGCAGUAACAGUGGAAGAUGCAGUAUUGCCAGUCAUCCUUGAUAAUAUCACAAAGUACCUGUUAUUGUGUUAUGCUAAGCCACUUUCUGUAACUGUCGCACAUUUCCGUUUUGGGUUUAUUUGCUUCCUUCAAUGUAUGAUAGCUGGACUUUCAUAAUAUCUGUUCAUAAUAAUGUGUGUUCAAUGUGUUUUGAAAAGUGCUCUAGAAAUAACAUUCCUAUAUUAACAAUGUGUGCCAUCAGUAGUAUUAGUGCUGCGCAUGUAUUUACCGGUAAUUUUAAUGGAAAUUCAUUCAGCUCAGUUUGCGCUUGUGUGAAGAAGCUAUUACAAGAAUAUUAAAUCACUGUUUCUAUGUGAGCGGAUCUUAUUCCAGAUUUUUUUUUAAAGAAUGUUAGCCAAAACUGCACAUAUCAACAAUUAAAAAAAAUGGAAA